Pollicipes pollicipes is the source of this 1764-nucleotide messenger RNA. RefSeq lists its product as uncharacterized. Gene Ontology annotation, cellular component: plasma membrane. The transcript has 11 exons. Lineage: Eukaryota; Metazoa; Arthropoda; Thecostraca; Pollicipedomorpha; Pollicipedidae. The record is from RefSeq and is a predicted model, not a curated record. Bases 1 to 1764 code for a protein of 587 amino acids.
AUGGCCGCCUACAUGUUCAAGGUCGCCCCGGACGAGCGGUUCGGGCAACUGGAGGGGCUGUUUCUCGGCUCCGUUGCACCACUUCUCAACGAGCACGGCGCCUGCAUGACGGACCAGGAGAAGUUCCAGCUGCUGACGGUGCAGUUGAACUUCCUCCUGCGCCGGGUCUUCCUGGAGGACGACGACGACUCGAACAGCACCGAGUCCGACCUGUUCAUCGCCACGCGCCUGAUCAGCUACGACGGGUCCGUGGCACGUCUCCAAGUGCCGUUCGGCGCUGAUCGCCGUCCGAGCUGGCUGGAGAUGUCUGCCGAGGUGUCAGUCCUGCCGGAGGAGUCGUGGCAGACCUACCCGCAGCCGGUGUCGCAGCUUGGCCUGGUGGUGACUGUGAACAGGAACACGCGCGCCCUCUUCCCGCGCGGCUACACACCGCUCAGCAAGGCCGGCGACCUGGGCCGCUCCAGGGACGUGUUCGUGCUGGACUCGCUGCUGGUCUCGGUCGGUGUCAGCAAGCGGCCGCGCCUGCUGGAGAGCCCGUCGCCGCCGGCGCUGCACGUCUCGCUGCGUCUGGAGCCGCUCAGUCGCCAGUGGAACAUGUCGACCCAGAGCCACAGCUGCGCCCGGCUGGCGGCCGACGGCCGCUGGCACCUGGACGCCUGCCCGCUCACCGUGCUGCCAGACAACCGCGGCUUCAGCUGCGGCUGCAGCGAACUCGGCACCUACGCCCUGGCCCUGCUCACCAAAGCGCGGUCGCCUCUGCAGUCGGUGCUGAACUCGCUGCACGUGCCGGUGGUGACCGGCUGCCUGCUGUCGCUGCCGCCGCUGCUGUACGCGCUGGGCGUGCUGCUGGUGCACUGUCUGCGGCGGCCGUCGGUGCCGGCCGGCCUCCGGCUGCAGGGGGCGUUCGUGCUCACCGCCGCCAUGGUCAUCUUCAUGGUGUCAGCCCGCGACACCCCCCAAACGGCGAGCAUGGCCGUCAACGCCGCCUUGCUCCAGUGUCUGAUCCUGUCCGCCAUGAGCACCCAGAUGGCCUUGAAGAUGCACGUGUUCGGCGAACAGCACCGCCUGCGCAGCUUACGCGGCCAGCCGAACUUCUUCAAGUACAUCGUGUUCUUCACGUCUUGCGGCAUCCCGUUGCUGGUGACGGCGGCCACAGUCACCACGCAGUACAUGCACGGCUGGUCCGAGCUGCACUCCUGGUGGAUCCUGUACAGCUCGAGCUUCUUCUACGGCGUGGUGGUGCCGGUGGCCGUGCUGCUCCUGGUCGACACGUGCUUGCUGCUCUAUGUACGCGCCCUGCUCGUCAUCAAGGUGUCGAUGACCAAGUGCGAGACAGAGGCUUGGAUACGCGAAAGGGUGCACAUGAUGAUGGGCUCUCAUAUGAUUGAGAUGAUGCUCGUUCUGCUGGUGGUCAGCAGCGCCCUUUACAUCAACUUCCGGGGACUUGCCUGCGAGAUCCUCUUCGCCAUCUUCUGCGUGCUGACGAGCGCGACAUUGCUGGUGUACUAUGUUGUGCACGGGGAAGAGGGCCUACCCGUGCCGCCGUGCUUCCGAAAACACAGCCCAGACGCUGUCGACGAACCAGGCCACGAGCGUGAGCCUCCGGCGACGCUACGCUCCCACAGCGUGCUGCGGGCGGACGACGCCAGCCAGCGCCCCGCUGCUAGCCGGCUGCCACUCGUGAACGGGGGCCACUCGCGGCAUGAGUCGAAGAAGCCUCUGCCGUCGAGGGCCCGGAGCGCGGGGCCGGACCACGUGCCGUAA